Messenger RNA from Vicia faba (fava bean), 984 nucleotides. NCBI's taxonomy places the organism in Eukaryota, Viridiplantae, Streptophyta, Magnoliopsida, Fabales, Fabaceae. The record is from the annotation of a GenBank genome assembly.
AUGCCUAACUUCAUUCCCGGUGGCAGCGGAUCGAGAAGAUCACGUGUUGAGCGGGAAGCAAAGAUCAAUGCUGCAUGUUCUUCGCUCACACCUGAAGAGUGGCAAGAAAAGCUCAAUGAUGCGUGUUCCUCGCUCAUCCAAAUCGGUUUCGGUCCGGAGCUGUUUACCGUCAAGAAUCUCCAUAACUUUGGGUACACUGAAAUCGACUUUCUAGAGUUGAUCGAACCGAUUUCUUCCAUCACAAAUCUUGACGAUUUAAGACAUCUUUUCGACACAGCUGGUGAAGCGUUGGUUCUUUCUUCUCUCAUCAUAACUCCGAAUGAGUUCCUUCACUUCGUCAAUUGUAUGAAAUGGCUGAAUGGUGAACUAGCCAAGAAAAAUAUGGCUGAUGCAGUACUGGAAAAGAAGAAUCCAGAAAAGAAUAAGGAAAUGUCAAAACAUGAUGUUGUCUUAGCACUAAUGCUUCUUGAUUAUGCUGCCACUGGUAUGAAAGAACGCAAACGCAUUGAGAGCGAGAUUGAUGAAUUAAAGAAGCGUCAAAACGAGCUCGAGACAGAUUCUGCAAGCAGCAGCGCUGAUAAUGUUGUUUCUGGUAUGCAAGAACGCAAACGCGUUAAGAUUGAUAUCGAUGAAUUAAAGAAGCGACAAAAGGAUCUGGAGAGAGAAUCUGCUAGCAUUACUAUUGAUUUGAAGGAUAAGUUAGGUCCGAUUUAUGAUUACGAAGAGCCAUCCUUAACUGAAUUGAGAACUGAAGCUUAUAAGAUUUAUGAAAUAGAUUGUAGAUUUAAGGGGAUAACUCCUAUUCCUGAACUUGAUGAGAUGGGAUAUGCGAUGGUGGAGGAUUUCUUUGGUGGCAUUGUGAAGGAUCGUCACUUUGUUAAGUUCUUGAAUGAUCCUGUUAGGAAAGAGAAGAUUGAAAACUUCUUCAAGGAGUAUGCUGGUGGUGCUGAUGAUAAGAAGAAGGGUGUGGCUAUAGAAGAAUGA